UCCAGUACGAGUACAUAUUUGUUUAUUUCUUGUUAUGUUCUAUUUUUGAUUUGUUGUAAUGAUGUUUGUUUUACUUUUUUUCUAAUAAAUCUGAUUUGUUACGUGUACUAAAUCCAACUGUCCAAAAAUAUCAGCUAUGGAUCUAGUCUCUAGAGCUUGUCAUAAUGCUGCUAUGGAUGCAGCAGUCAAGUCAUGUCAGGAGGGAAUUUUAUCGCAGGCUUCUGCCGCAAAGGUCUACAGAGUUAAUCGCACGACACUAGGAAGACGACUGAAAGGAAUUGUGCCUCAACAGAAUGGGCAAUGGCAGCGGAUAUUUACUGAUCCUGAGGAGAACUUCAUUGCGGACACCAUGCUGCGCUGUGCAAGGCUUGGAGUGCCUCUAAAUAAACCGAUGUUAAAACGGAUUAUUCCUCCACUGUUGAGAGAAAAAGGUUUUGCCGUCGAGAAACAACGUUUUACGGAGGAUUGGCACUAUGGCUUUUUAAAGCGUCACCCAGAAAUUAAACAGCGCAUUUCUCACAGUGCAAACCGGAAAAAAUCACGUGAAUGGACCGUAAAAAACCGCCAAGGAUGGCUUAAGAAGCUGAGCGAGCUGCACAUGAGCGGAUACCUGGAGGACCCUCGCGGUGUCUGGAAUUUUGAUGAGUCUGCAUUUCAAGUGGCAGAGCGAGUUACUUCGGUUUAUGCAAGAAAAGGGACAAAAGAUGUACUCUCUUAUUUUGAUGGUAACGACAGAGAGCUGGUUACUGUUCUGGCUGGCGGAAACGCUGCGGGAGAGAUUAUGAGACCGUUAAUUCUGUUCGAUGGCAAGGUGAUGAUGGCUUCUCGACUGGACGGAACCGAUGAUCGCUGUUAUGUCGGGGUUAACAAUUCAGGGAUUAUGGACACGGAGACAUUUGUUAAUUACCUUCGACGCGUAGUCAUUCCUGCCAUGACAGCGGAAAAGAACGUUAUCUUCUUGGAUGGCCAUAGUUCCCAUAUGCUGAACGAUGAAUUCAUUCACGAGUGUUUGAUGUCGGAAAAAGAUAUUACCGUAGUGAUUUUUCCCUCUGGACAGACUGAUAAACUGCAGCCCAUGGACAUUAAAGUUUUCGGGCCAGUUAAGAAGUACUGGCGGGAUUACUUGCGACUGCAGCCACUCUUAUUGGACGAAGCGAUAUCCAAGCAGAAUUUUGCGAAACACUUGAUGGCAAAAUGGAACGAUUUCAACAUGCCGUCAAAUAUAAUUUCCGGUUUCAAAGCAUCGGGGAUUUUUCCAUAUAAUCCAGAGAACGUGUGUCGCGCUGUGGAUGAGCCCACCAAUGAUGUAAACCCCGAAACAUUACAGCAGGACCAACCUGAACUGUUAACCUUUCGCGAAGUUUAUGCAAACGAAUUGAUGGAACUCAAACAGUUUGUUCGCGUGAAAUUUCAUGCGCCUAAUUCUACGGCUGAAGAAAUCGCAGAAAUCCUUGUUGAUAAGAUGGAAGGGUUUAAGCCAACUGUGGCGCCUGGUAACAUUGCCCAAGGAUUUUUCGACCGUCUGACAGAGCUCCACCCUCGAAAGGAAAAAAGACCCACUGACCAACGUUUGCGGAUGGAUAGCGGAGCGAUUAUCACGAGCUCAGAGUUUCAGAAAGCGCGUGCCGAACAUCAGCAAAAACGCCAGAAAGUUCCACAGAAAUCUAAUGGCCGUGCUGUGUUGGGCAAUCUUACGAAUACGCCAACAAAAGUUACCAAACGGACUUUCAAAAAACGCAAAAUUUAACUGAAAACGUAUUAUGUGCAAAUUUUUGUGUUGUACUCGUUCGGGCUAAUAAUAGGUAUUUUGUUCUGUGACUUGAAAUUGUGAAGCACUAUGAUCUUCUAAAAUGUGGUUUGAAGAUCCAAUAAUUUUUUUCUGAACCGUAAUUUGUCGAAAUAGACGGUAAAAACAGUUUAGAAUA
Paramacrobiotus metropolitanus is the source of this 1925-nucleotide messenger RNA. RefSeq lists its product as uncharacterized. The record is from RefSeq and is a predicted model, not a curated record. Gene Ontology annotation, cellular component: nucleus. NCBI's taxonomy places the organism in Eukaryota, Metazoa, Tardigrada, Eutardigrada, Parachela, Macrobiotidae. The coding region runs from base 137 to 1747 and encodes 536 amino acids. Gene Ontology annotation, molecular function: DNA binding. The transcript is spliced from 4 exons.